AGUUAGUCAAUAAUAAUAAAAAAAAAAUAAAAUAAUAUGCUUUAUUGGGGUCCUGACGUGACCAGACCAGAGCAAAGAAUGGAAUGGAGUUGAAGAAGAAGAAAUAGUAGUGUGUUCCUUUCUCUCUCUCUCUCCCUCUCUUCAUAUUAGCUCUCUUUCUCUGCAAAUAUUCAAUCACCAUCAUCGUCGUCGUCUUCUUCGUCGUCAAUUGAUUCAUUUCUUGUGAAUUUCUAAGAUAAUCGCUCGCUUUCUGCAUCGGAAUCGGAUAGUAGAAAAAAAAAAGAGACGAAGAUGAAGACGUCUCUCAGAAAAUUUCGAGGUUUCGCACUGAACAAGCAGGGACCUAAAGAACGCAGAGAUCUCCGACCUUUUUCUCAAUUGGACGAGCUUGCUCAGGCUGCUCAGGAUAUGCAAGAUAUGAGGGACUGCUAUGAUAGAUUGCUUUCAGCGGCUGCAGCCACUACGAACAGCGCCUUUGAGUUCUCCGAGUCAUUGCGGGAGUUGGGUGAUUGUCUUCUUGAGAAAACUGCACUGAAUGAUGACGAAGAAAGUGGCAAGGUCCUGCUUAUGCUAGGGAAAGUGCAGUAUGAAGUUCAGAAACUUAUUGAUAGCUAUCGCUCUCAUAUAUCCCACACAAUCACCGUUCCAUCAGAGUCCCUUCUUAAUGAACUUCGGAUAGUUGAGGAGAUGAAGCGACAAUGUGAUGAAAAGAGAGAAGUAUAUGAGGAUAUGAAAGCUAAACAUAGAGAAAAAGGGAGGUCAAGAAGUGGAAGAGAGAAUUUUUCUACGCAGCAACUGAUAAUGGCUCAUGAUGAAUAUGAUCAGGAAGCAACAUUAUUUGUAUUUCGCUUAAAAUCUCUGAAGCAAGGACAAUCUCGAAGUCUUCUAACACAGGCAGCUCGUCAUCAUGCUGCUCAGUUGUGCUUCUUCAAGAAGGCUCUUAAGUCUCUUGAGGCAGUAGAGCCAUAUGUGAAACUGGUGACUGAACAGCAGCAUAUUGAUUACCAUUUUGUUGGUCUUGAAGAUGAUGAUCUAGAUGAUUAUGAUGACUAUAAUGAUGAUCGUGACGAUGACGACGAUGAUGGUAGCUAUGAUUCAAAUGAUGAUGGAGAAUUGAGCUUUGACUAUGGCCAAAAUGAUCAGGAACAAGAUGUUUCUACAUCACGAAACUCUAUGGAGGUUGAUCAGGUGGACCUUACUUUUCCCAAGGUAGCAAAGGUGGAAGAUCUCAAGAACAAUGUUAAUAGACUGCACAGACAUAAUGCUUCUUUCAGGGCUAGGAUAGUUAGCCAAUCAGCCCCACUUUUUGCUGAGAAUAAAGUGGAUCCUAGCGAAAAAUUGAGACAAAUGCGGCCAUCAUUCACACGAAAGUUCCACUCAUAUGUCCUACCCACACCAAUUGAUGCAAAAAGUGCAGUUUCUAUUGGAUCAGGUAAUCCUGUGAAGCACACAGCAAUUACAAAUCUAAGCGGGGGAAAACAGAAUUUGUGGCAUUCAACCCCCUUGGAACCAAAAAUGUAUGAAAAGAAUUCUCAGGUUGAGAGCAUUUAUGUACCAAAAGUUAUAAAAGUACAGUCUGUACUGAAAGAAAGCAACAACAAUAUUGCAACACGUCAGCUACCUCCUCCAUUGUUAGACGGCCAUAUAUUUUCGCGCAAUGAUCAAGUUUCUGCUUCUGAUUCUAAAAAAAUUAAAAGGCAAGCCUUUUCUGGUCCGUUAACAAGUAAGCCAUGGUCCUUGAAUCAUCCCCAGUUAUAUUCUGGACCUCUCCUACGAAAUCCAGUGCUCCAACCUUCAUCCUCACCACCUAAAGCCUCUGCAGGUGCUUCCCCUACUUUUAUGUCCUCACCUAAAAUUAGUGAGCUUCAUGAAUUACCUAGGCCUCCCACUAGUUCCUCCUUCCAGUCUCCAAGAUCAACGGGUUUGGUUGGUCAUUCUGCCCCUCUAGUGUCUAGAGCUCAAGUACAGUCUUCCAUAAAAAUGGUGACUAAAUCUCCUUUGCCAAAACCCCCUCAAACCGUUUCUCGUAGUUUAUCCAUACCCUCAAACGAUUCUAGGUUUGUGGAUUUACAAGUGUCGAAACCAAUGAAAGUUCCUCUCAACUCUCUGAUUGCAGAAGACCUUGUUUCCCCACCAUUGUCACCACUUGCCUUAUCUAACAACUAGCCAUUAUCAACAAGUUUUCAGAUCUUCAUCGGUUGGUCCAAACCAGAGGUGAGUGUACGUUAUCAUUUUGUGGCCAUAAUUUUGGUUCUAACUUUGGCAAUGGAGAGUUCUUGGUGGGAAGGGUCGUUUCUCGUUAAUUAGUUUGUACAGGCGCUGCUGCUGCUGCUGAAUAUGUAAAUAUCUUUUGUCUCAAGUAUGAUAAUUGUUAAUUGUCUUUUCAAUCAUUUUUACCAUUAAUUAUCCGCCAUGAUGGGUUCAUUACAUAAUUUACUUCAAUAAUUUUUAUGGUGAUCCAUCAUUGAGGAGUUUUGUAUUCACUACACUACGAGCUAUCUAUAAUCAGUAAUCAUUUUUUUUUUCAAACCAA
Molecule: messenger RNA, 2533 nt
Organism: Humulus lupulus (European hop)
Lineage: Eukaryota; Viridiplantae; Streptophyta; Magnoliopsida; Rosales; Cannabaceae
Exons: 11
Coding region: 292-2166 (624 amino acids)
Source: RefSeq, a predicted model, not a curated record